AUGGAGGACAGCUCAGAGGAAGGGCUUCGAAGCUUUCUUCCAGCAUCGUUUGGGAAACAGGCCAGAACCGCGAAUAUUGAUGCCCAGAUCGACCGAACAAAGCGACAGGCAGAAGAUGAAAGUUCAAGGGACCAGUCUGCCCGCGCCAGUUCUGCAUCUUCUUCAGAUGACGAUUCGGAGUCUUCAGAUGAGGAUGACGAAUUUCCAGUCUCGCACGAGCUUGUGCUCAAGACUCACGAACGCGCCGUCACCACUGUAACAGUCGACCCCUCCGGAUCCCGACUUAUAAGUGGAUCGACAGACUGCACGCUCAAGCUUCACGAUUUUGCAUCUAUGACACCCACUACGAUCCGUGCUUUCCGCUCAGUCGAUCCAACAGCAUCGAAAACUUCCGCUGCCUCUGAAACGCAUCCUAUCAACCACAUUGCAUUCAAUCCGCUUUCGCCCAGCCACAUGCUGGUCAUUCCGGCAUUACCGCAGGCCAAGAUUCUCAAUCGAGACGGAGAAGUGAUCAGCGAGUUCGUCAAAGGAGACAUGUACCUUCGUGAUAUGAAUAAUACAAAGGGCCAUAUUUCAGAAAUCACGACUGGGACUUGGCAUCCGACUGAAAAGGAACUCUGCGUCACUGCUGGUACAGAUAGCACUCUUCGCAUCUGGGAUAUCAACAAUAAACGGUCUCAAAAGGAAGUGAUAGUGUACAAAUCAAAGGUUGCCGGACAGGCCGGUCGGACAAGGAUGACGGCGGUGGCAUGGGGAAGCCCUCUUCAAGGCGGGCAAAAUGUGCUUGUUUCUGCCGCCUUGGAUGGAACCCUUGUAAUGUGGGGUGGCAACGGGCCUUUUACUCGGCCGUCAGCUGAAAUUAGAGAUGCGCACGUCAAGAACACUUGGACUGGUGGUAUUGAUAUCAGUGCAGAUGGCAGAUUGGUGGUUACAAGAGGAGGGGACGAUACCAUUAAGCUGUGGGAUACUCGAAAGUUCAAAACACCAAUCACUGUCGCCUCGCAUCCCUCGACUUCAAGUCAGUAUCCGUCGUCUAAUAUUCAAUUCUCUCCUUCAUCAGCAAACGUGAUUACGGGUUCAGCAUCUGGCCAUCUUCAUAUUCUCAAUCCAGCGACUCUCAAGCCGGAACUUGUCACUCCAGUAACUCCCGGAUCACCAUUGAUCACAGUUUUGUGGCACGAGAAGCUUAACCAAAUAAUCACCGGGUCUGCUAAUGCAGAAACCCAUGUUCUUUACAACCCCAAUACUUCAUCUCGCGGCGCUGCUCUUGUCAUGUCUAAGGCGCCGAAGCGACGACACAUUGACGAUGACCCUACUCUCACAACGGACCUAUCGCAAGGCAUCUCUGGAGACAGCAUCGUCACACCUGGGGGAAUGAUGGCCGGACGGAACACGGCGGCCACUAGCUUUGCUGCUAGACAUCCAACCAUUGGAUUGACUGCGUCAGGUCGGUCUCGGGAUCCACGGAGACCCCAUUUACCUGCGCAAACCCCAUUCGCGAAGAGUCAACCAGACGAAAAGCACAUUCAAGAACAUAUUCCUUUGAGCUCCAUGCGAGACGAGGACCCGCGAGAAGCGCUUCUCAAAUAUGCCGAAAAGGCAGAGAAGGAUCCUCUAUUCACCAAUGCAUGGAAACAAACCCAACCAAAGACAAUAUACGCUGACAUCAGUGAUGACGAAGCUGAUGAGGGGCCUGAUAAGAAGCGCCCUCGCACAUAG
Molecule: messenger RNA, 1719 nt
Organism: Xylona heveae TC161
Lineage: Eukaryota; Fungi; Ascomycota; Xylonomycetes; Xylonales; Xylonaceae
Product: WD40 repeat-like protein
Exons: 2
Coding region: 1-1719 (572 amino acids)
Biological process (GO): regulation of DNA double-strand break processing
Cellular component (GO): site of double-strand break; nucleus
Molecular function (GO): protein binding
Source: RefSeq, a predicted model, not a curated record